GUUAGGGAAUCUGACUUUCAAUUAAUGGAUAUGACCGGAAACCGGAAAAAUGUUCAUCAACAGUUACAAGAAUGGAAAAGAUCUGAAUUACCAAAACUAAUUAGUAAGGUUGGUUCGAAAAAUCUUAAGAGAAAGAAUCAAUUCUCAACUGGCAACACAGAUAUUACCAAUCUGCCAAAAGUGAAUGAAUAUCAAAAUAUAAGUUACGAUUUGGAUGAUGUCAGUGAAUGUGAAAUUGGGGAGGAGUCUGAUUCAUCUUCCAAUUCCUCCAACAGUAGUCAGAAAACAAAAAAGAAAAAGAGUUGCUCUUCAUCAAGUAUGUCAAUGUCAAGCUCCUCAUCAAGCUCCUCAUCUUCUGUCAGUAGCAUUAAAUCAAAAGUCACACUCUCUAUAACAGAUGACAAAAUAACACAUAAUGACAAAAACAAGUUGUUACUAUCUGACAAUGAUCAGACAAAUUUAGGCCUUGUCCAGUCAGAGAGAAUAGCAGUCAAUGUCGGUGGAACUCUAUUUGAAACUUCAAAAUUCAGUCUUAAAAAGAUCUCUACAAGUCUACUGGCACGUUUUAUCAGUGAAACACUACCUAUAAAUGGCCAAUAUUUUCUGGACAGAGAUCCAUCAACGUUUAAAUAUGUUUUAAAUUACCUUAGGACAGAUUCAUUUGAUAUACGCACUCUCCCAAACGAUACAAGAAUUUUGUACGAACUGUUUCAUGAAGCAAAGUAUUAUCAAUUACCGGAUUUCAUGAAAGCAAUUGCUACUAAAAUCGAGCAAGUGAAUUUUUUUGUUUAAAGAACAUAUCAUGACCAAUAUCAAACUUACAAUAUUUGUCAUACUGUAACACUCAUUUGGGGACCAAACCUUAUUUGGAGGGGGGCAAUGCAACGACCCUAGUUAUUUGUUGUUAAUUUGAUAUUAAAGUUUGUAAUUAAGAUAUAAUUGUAAUUAUCUUAAUACUUUUCAUUUUAGAAAAUAUAAGUAACUUUUCUUGUAAUAAUUAGGUUUAAACCAUGUAUAUACUACCAUGUACUUCAACUCUCUAUUAUCUAUUGCUUAAUCAGUAGAUAACCUGUCCAAGUUAUUAAUAGAUUAGGAAUACUGCCCAUUGGUCAAUUCCAAGUGGGUCUUACAUAAAUAGCUGCAUCACAUGUGCAGUCUCUCUCUCACACUCUACUGACCUUUGGAUUUAAUACAGUUUAUUGACUAGAAAAUAUUUUCUAGUAAUUAAUUAUGGAAGAGGUAAAUGUUAAAGUUGUUUAAACACCAUGAUGGUGAUUUAACAACUUGUGAAAUGUGUUAAGUUUUACAGUUCUUAUUAUUCUAAGUGCAAGUUUGUGUAACUUGAUGGAAUUCAUAUAUUCAUAGUGUUUAAAUUGUUUAUGAUAAAGUGUUAGUAUCUUUGUGCCAGAUGUGCUAAGUUACUGCUUCACCAUGAAGGUGAUGUAGGUACUUAGAAAAGUUUGUGUAUAAGUGAAUCAGGUUGUAAAGUACCUUGAUCACCAUGUUGGUGAAUUAACCACUUAGGAAAUUUACACCAUGUUGGUGAUUUAACAACUUAGAGUUUUUCUGAACAUAAAAAGUUUAAGUUCCUUAAUCACCAUGUUGGUGAUUUAACUACUUAGAAAAUUG
This is a messenger RNA of Ruditapes philippinarum (Manila clam), 1629 nucleotides long. RefSeq names its product zinc finger CCHC domain-containing protein 10-like. NCBI's taxonomy places the organism in Eukaryota, Metazoa, Mollusca, Bivalvia, Venerida, Veneridae. The transcript has a single exon. The coding region runs from base 25 to 792 and encodes 255 amino acids. The record is from RefSeq and is a predicted model, not a curated record. Gene Ontology annotation, molecular function: protein binding. Gene Ontology annotation, biological process: protein homooligomerization.